Chlamydomonas reinhardtii is the source of this 2691-nucleotide messenger RNA. RefSeq lists its product as uncharacterized. Lineage: Eukaryota; Viridiplantae; Chlorophyta; Chlorophyceae; Chlamydomonadales; Chlamydomonadaceae. The record is from RefSeq and is a predicted model, not a curated record. Gene Ontology annotation, cellular component: mRNA cleavage and polyadenylation specificity factor complex. Gene Ontology annotation, molecular function: protein binding. The transcript has 12 exons. The coding region runs from base 109 to 2472 and encodes 787 amino acids.
CAGUAUUCGAUGCAUUAUCGAUUUUAAGCUGCAGACAAGCGCUGCUGUCAACGGCUGCCAAAUGAAUGCAGAACUGGACCCACGCUGAAGGACACUUGUGUUGCAGAAAUGUCACAGGCACUUGCUGUGGUGCCGGUCGGCGCCCAGGAGCACCCAGCAGCGACCAGUGCAGAUGGCGCAGCUCUGGAGCGUCACCAGCCGAAGGCGAUCAAGAGCCGCGUACUGGACCAUGUCGGCCCGUACCUUCGGUUAAUGCAAGCGCGGCUGGCGUCGCCGCACGUGAGUCAUGCAACGGCACUGCAGCCUGUGUUCGCCAGCAGUCUGGAGCUUCUGCCCCCCUGCGCCUACCCGGAGCUUCCUGCCAGCAGUGUCGGAACCAAGUUCGUAACCACGUCCUUCUUCAGGCACCGCGCCGCCAUCAACCACCUGCUGUACACGCCCGACGGGCGGCGGCUGCUGUGCGGCGGCAACAACGGCAACGUCAGUCUGUGGAAUGGCACCAACUUUGAAAACGAGCUGGGGCCAGGAAUCCAGGCGCACGAGGCGUCCCCCAUUCGCUGCAUGGAGUUCUCCCACAGCGGCCUGUUCCUGCUGUCCUGCGACGACGCCGGACGCGUCAAGUUCAGCCGGCCCACGCUGGAGGUGCUGCAGGUGUACCAGGCGCACAAGGAGCCGUGCAGGGCCGUGACCUUCUCACCCACCGACUACAAGUUUGCCACAGGUUCUGACGACUCCACGGUGCGGGUGUUCGACACCUUCCGGGGCCAGGAGUGCGCCAUGACGGGCCACGGCGGAGACGUGAGGUGGGUGGACUGGCACCCCACCAAGGGGGUCAUCGCCAGCUGCAGCAAGGACGCCUGCGUCAAGCUGUGGGACCCUCGCGCCGCCGCCGCCGGCUGUCUGUCAACUCUGCACGGCCACAAGAACGGCGUGUUCCAGGUCAAGUGGAACCGCAACGGCCACUGGCUGCUGAGCUGCAGCCGCGACCAGCUGGUGAAGCUGUACGACGUGCGCAUGCUCAAGGAGGUGGCCAGCUUCGCGGGGCACGGCCGAGACGUGGCGUGUGUGGCCUGGCACCCGCAGCACGAGGAGCUGUUUGUGUCGGGAGCAGGUGACGGCAGCCUCAUGAUGUGGCUGGCCAGCCGCCCGGACGCGCAGGGCUGCCUGCCCGCGGCGCACGAGGCGGCGGUGUGGUCGGCGGCCUGGCACCCGCUGGGUCACGUGCUGGCCUCAGCUGGCGGUGACAACAAGUGCCAGUUCUGGUGUCGCAAGCGUCCGGGCGACAUCUUUGCAGACGUCUUCGACGCCGGCUCGGCGGCGGCUGCACCAGGCGGCACGCCGGCGGCGGUGGCAGCAGCGGCGGCGGCAGGGGCGGCAGGAGGCCUGGGCGACGGCGGCGGGGUGGCAGGCGGCGGCGGUGGUGGCAUGUUCGGCCUGGGCGCGGGUGCGGGCCUGCUGGGGCCUGGCGCGGGAGGUGCCGCGGGCGCCGCGCCUGGCCUGUUCGGCGGCCCGCUGCAGGGCGGACCUGCGGGCACACCCGCGUAUGGGGUGGGGGCGGCGGGUGGGACUGGCGCGGCGGCGGCGCGGCCCAACGUCAUCCCUGGCAUUGGGGCGGCCCUGGAGGGACUGACCACGGCCAACCUACAGGGCCUGAUGGCGGCCAUCCAUGUGGGCGGUGGUGGCGGCGGGGCGGCAGCUGCAACCGGGGGGAGCACCACCACUGCAGGCCGCGGUAAACGUGGCCGCGAGGACUUGCCGCCGCCGCGACCGGCCCCGAACCGUUACUUCGGAGGAGGCGGAGGAGGCGCCGAGAGCGAGAGGGACAGGGAGAGGGAGCACAGCCGUGGAGACCGGGACAGGGAUUGGGAGCGGGGGGCUGCAAAGCUCGCGCGGAUGGACCCGGGCAUGCUGGCGGACCGGGGUGAGCGUGGUGACAGGGGCGGGCCCCCCAUGCACAUGCAGCAGAUGAUGGGGCGGCCAGGCUUUGCCCCAGAGCCCGGCUUCGGCCGCGGCCCGCCUCAUGCGGGGCUGCCUGGGCCUCCCCACCACCUAGCUCCCGGCGGCUGGCGACAGGGCCCACCGGGGGGCCCAGGCGGGGGGCCGCCGCGGCCGGGCUUCAACGAGCCGGGACUCGGGCCCGGGCCAGGGGCUGGGGGGCCACGGGGCGGCAUGCCACCCAUGGAGCCCAGAGGAGGGCCGGGCCCUGGGCCAGGCGGCUUCCCGGGGAGAGGUCACCCUCACCCACGCGGUUUUGCGGGUGCACCCCCGCACCGCGGCGGUCAAAGCGGCCCCGGCUUUGGACCGCCGGGCGGGUUUGGGGGUCCGCCGGGGCCGGGGCCAGAUGGGCCCUAUGGCCCGCCGCCGGGGGGCAUGGGCCCUGGUCCGGGUCGGGGACCACCGCCCCCAGCGCUGCGGGGAGGUGGACCAGGCAGGGGAAGAGGGAGAGGGAGGCCGCCGCCGGGUUUCCGCUAGGUGGUGCGCUAGGUUGAGGUGUAGACUGACUGCACGUCCAGGUUAGGCAAUAGGUGAGAUGGGCGUGGCCCACGUGCUGCGUGCAUGGAGGUAAUGUGGAUGCUCCGGUCGGGAAGCACUUGACAGGACAGUAUACAAGUCCAGAGUUUGAAGUUUGACAAGGGUACAGCAGCCGCGCCUGACUGCGGCGGGGGGUUGCGGAUGUAACAUGAUAUCGCG